AUGUUAGAGAUUCGAGACGCUGAAGACGACAAGAGAGACGAGGACAUUAAGCUCCUCUGUGGUGAGUUUGAACGACACAGCCGUGAGGAGAACCCAGAAGAAAGAGCUCUGUGCAGGGAAUUGAUCCGAUAUGGUGAUCAUCUGGAAGAGGUCCAGAAGCAAAGGGCAGCAGAGGCCAAUCGCAAGAAACAAUUGGAUCUCUUUGACUCUAGAUUGUCCAAAGAAGACUUCCAGAAGCUAACUUCUCAUGCUUCCUUCGGUGCUGGCAUCGCCACCAAUCAUGGUGGCGGAGCAGCUUCAACCGACCCUCCCCCAGGCCUACUUUCAUCACGCGUCCCUGCCAUACAGGCACUCCUCCAGCAAUGGACGCCGCUCUAA
Fusarium mangiferae is the source of this 378-nucleotide messenger RNA. RefSeq lists its product as uncharacterized. The record is from RefSeq and is a predicted model, not a curated record. Bases 1 to 378 code for a protein of 125 amino acids. NCBI's taxonomy places the organism in Eukaryota, Fungi, Ascomycota, Sordariomycetes, Hypocreales, Nectriaceae. The transcript has 2 exons.